AUGGCCGAUUCUUCUAACGCUCACAAGACCAAAACCCCCUCUGGACAUCGCGUACGAUGCAUCAUCAUUGGAGCUGGCGUGUCUGGGAUACUCAUGGCGUACAAGCUGCGGACCUACCUGAAGGACUACGUAGAUUUCCACAUAUACGAAAAGUCACCAGAUCUCGGAGGGACUUGGUUUGAGAAUAGGUACCCCGGCUGCGCCUGCGAUGUUUCUAGCCAUGUUUAUCAGUUCUCCUUCGCGCCAAACCCUGACUGGUCCCAGUUCUUUGCUUCGUCGUCGGAAAUACAGCAUUACCUCAAGGCUGUCUGCCGCCAAUUUGACCUGGAGAGUUACAUCAGCUACAACUCCAAGGUGGCAGAGGCACAGUGGCAGGAAGACAAAGGCGUCUGGUCGGUCAAAGUUGAAGGCCUCGACGCCACGGAAGUACAUCAGAGCGAGAUCCUCGUGAAUGCGGGCGGCAUCUUGAACAACUUCAAAAUGCCCGAAAUUCCAGGCCUUUCGGAUUUCGGCGGACCGAUCGUCCAUACUGCUGCGUGGGAUGACAGUGUUGACUUGCUUGGCAAGCGGGUUGCCAUUAUCGGUGCCGGUGCAAGCGCUGUCCAGUUGCUUCCGGCCAUACAGCCUCUGUGCAGGUCCAUCGAUGUUUACAUACGAACGCCGUCGUGGAUCUGCCCCCCAGUCGGGCUGCCACCAGGGAGCAUCGAAAACCCAUCUUACACAAACGCAGAGAAGCGCAGGUUCCGGGAGGAUGCCGCAUACUCGCUUACGAUGCGAAAAGCCAUGGAAACCGAGUUCAAUAACAUGUUCGCAGCGUUCUUCAAAGACAGCCUGGAGCAAAAUGACAUGCGUGCACAAUACCAACACUACAUGUCGAGUCUCAUCCCGGAUCUUGGUCUUCGGGCGCGACUUAUUCCGUCGUUUGAAGCAGGAUGUCGUCGCAUCAACCCAUCGGCGCCGUACCUCGCCGCGCUUCAGAAAUCCAACGUUCACCCCAUCUUCGAUCGCAUCUCCCGUAUCAGAAAGGAUGGGAUUGUCCUUGCUUCCUCGGAAAGGCACCAGGAGGAAGGCGACACGCAUACUGCCGAUGUCCUCAUCUCUGCGACCGGCUUCGACACAAGCUUUCGUCCAAGAUUUCCCAUCAUCGGCCGGGGAGGAGUGGAUUUGAGGGACCUGUGGAAGACUGAACCUGCCUCGUACAUGGGAAUCGGCGUAGCGGGAUUUCCAAACUACAUGACGUUUCUAGGGCCUAACACGCCCAUCUCGAACGGAGGUCUGAUGGGUGUUCUCGAGGCAACGAGCGAUUACUUCGUGCGCCUUCUCGCCGAGUUUUGUCGCAAAGACGUCAAGUCAUUCGACGUGACGCAGACUGCACAAAACGACUUCUCCCAGCACACGUCGGAAUACAUGAAAGACAUGGUGUGGUCUGGCUCCUGUCGUAGCUGGUUCAAAUCAGAGACCACGGGCCGUGUCUCGGCGCUGUGGCCAGGCAGUUCCCUCCAGUACAUCCAGGUGCUUGCCGAAGACCGAUUCCAUGACUACGCAUGGUCGUUCAAAGGCAACCGGUUCGCACAUUGGAACAAGGGCUUUUCGUGGAUCGAGAGGCCAGACCUCGACCCGUUGGGUGUCGCCAUGGCCGAAGCGCGGAGGAGCAUGAACACUCUGCCUUACGCCGGAGCAGAUCUUAGCUUCUACCUCACCGAGGCAAAGCCGCUGCCCGUCGACACAGACGUAGACGAUGAGAAACCUGCGGUGACGACCUUUUGGGGGUAG
This is a messenger RNA of Colletotrichum destructivum, 1773 nucleotides long. RefSeq names its product Putative flavin monooxygenase, FAD/NAD(P)-binding domain superfamily. The transcript has 7 exons. The record is from RefSeq and is a predicted model, not a curated record. Bases 1 to 1773 code for a protein of 590 amino acids. Gene Ontology annotation, molecular function: NADP binding; flavin adenine dinucleotide binding; N,N-dimethylaniline monooxygenase activity. NCBI's taxonomy places the organism in Eukaryota, Fungi, Ascomycota, Sordariomycetes, Glomerellales, Glomerellaceae.